Balaenoptera acutorostrata (minke whale) is the source of this 3163-nucleotide messenger RNA. RefSeq names its product DDB1 and CUL4 associated factor 8 (gene DCAF8). Gene Ontology annotation, molecular function: protein binding. The coding region runs from base 413 to 2203 and encodes 596 amino acids. Gene Ontology annotation, cellular component: cytoplasm; Cul4-RING E3 ubiquitin ligase complex. The record is from RefSeq and is a predicted model, not a curated record. The transcript has 15 exons. Lineage: Eukaryota; Metazoa; Chordata; Mammalia; Artiodactyla; Balaenopteridae.
UGGCGGCGGCGGUGGUGGCGGCAGUGGACAGGGCGGCUGGGCGUGGAACAGUCGGAGCAGCCUCUGGCAGAAGGAUGACCCAAGACAGGAAGCGGGCUGCUGAGCCUCGCCGGCUCCCGUGCUUGUAACUGCCCCAGCCGGACACCCCCCCCUUGACCUACCCGUCCUUCAGUGAAUCAACAGACCUAUUUUCUCAGGAGCUCAGCCUGGCCCUACUUCAGUGAUAAAGGAGGAAAGGAAUAAAUUCUGCGAACUUUUUUCCUCAAAGAAAAGAUCGCUUCUUGCAAGAACCUUAAACCAAUUUCCCAGAAGAUGAGCUUUACAACCUCUGGGUAUAGGUUCAACCUCAUGGCUCUCCUUUUCUGAGAAGAGGUUCUCAGAGCUAGGCUGGCUGCAGUAAACGUCAUUCAAGAUGUCCAGCAAAGGGAGCAGCACAGAUGGCAAAACAGACUUAGCUAAUGGAAGCCUGUCUAGCAGUCCAGAGGAGAUGUCUGGUGCUGAGGAGGGGAGGGAGACAUCCUCAGGCAUUGAAGUGGAGGCCUCAGACCUGAGCUUGAGCUUGACCGGGGAUGAUGGUGGCCCCAACCGCACCAGCACAGAAAGUCGAGGCACAGAUACAGAGAGCUCAGGUGAAGACAAGGACUCUGACAGCAUGGAGGACACUGGCCAUUACUCCAUCAAUGAUGAAAACCAAGUCCAUGACCACUCAGAGGAAGAAGAGGAGGAAGAAGAGGAGGAGGAAGAGCAUCUUCGUCAUCGCGUACAGCGCAAGCGGGCCAACCGUGACCAGGACUCAUCAGAUGAUGAGCGGGCCCUGGAGGACUGGGUGUCCUCGGAGACCUCAGUCCUGCCCCGACCUCGCUGGCAAGCCCUUCCUGCCCUUCGGGAGCGGGAGCUGGGUUCAAGUGCCCGCUUUGUGUAUGAGGCUUGUGGGGCAAGAGUCUUUGUGCAGCGUUUCCGCCUGCAGCAUGGGCUUGAGGGCCAUACUGGUUGUGUUAAUACCCUGCACUUUAACCAGCGCGGCACCUGGCUGGCCAGUGGCAGCGAUGACCUGAAAGUGGUUGUUUGGGACUGGGUGCGGCGACAGCCGGUAUUGGACUUUGAGAGCGGCCACAAAAGCAAUGUCUUCCAGGCCAAGUUCCUUCCUAACAGUGGCGAUUCCACCCUAGCCAUGUGUGCCCGUGAUGGGCAGGUUCGGGUAGCAGAGUUGUCUGCUACACAGUGCUGCAAGAAUACAAAGCGUGUGGCCCAGCACAAGGGAGCAUCCCACAAGUUGGCCCUGGAACCAGACUCUCCCUGUACGUUCCUAUCUGCAGGUGAAGAUGCAGUUGUCUUCACCAUUGACCUCAGACAAGACCGGCCAGCUUCGAAACUGGUGGUGACAAAAGAAAAGGAGAAGAAGGUGGGGCUGUAUACAAUCUAUGUGAAUCCUGCCAAUACCCACCAGUUUGCAGUGGGUGGACGAGAUCAGUUUGUAAGGAUUUAUGACCAGAGGAAAAUUGAUGAGAAUGAAAACAAUGGAGUACUCAAGAAAUUCUGCCCUCAUCACCUGGUGAACAGUGAGUCCAAAGCAAACAUCACCUGUCUUGUGUACAGCCACGACGGCACAGAGCUCCUGGCCAGUUACAAUGAUGAAGACAUUUACCUCUUCAACUCCUCUCACAGUGAUGGGGCCCAGUAUAUUAAGAGAUAUAAGGGCCACAGAAAUAACGCCACAGUGAAAGGCGUCAAUUUCUAUGGCCCCAAGAGUGAGUUUGUGGUGAGCGGUAGUGACUGCGGGCACAUCUUCCUCUGGGAGAAAUCAUCCUGCCAGAUCAUUCAGUUCAUGGAGGGGGACAAGGGAGGCGUGGUAAACUGUCUUGAGCCCCACCCUCACCUGCCUGUGCUGGCAACCAGUGGCCUAGACCAUGAUGUCAAGAUCUGGGCACCCACAGCUGAAACUUCCACUGAACUUACAGGGUUAAAGGAUGUGAUUAAGAAGAACAAGCGGGAACGGGAUGAAGAUAGCUUACACCACACCGACCUAUUUGAUAGCCACAUGCUCUGGUUCCUCAUGCAUCACCUGAGACAAAGACGCCAUCACCGGCGCUGGCGAGAACCUGGGGUUGGGGCCACAGACGCAGACUCGGAUGAGUCUCCCAGCUCCUCAGAUACAUCGGACGAGGAGGAGGGCCCUGACCGGGUGCAGUGCAUGCCAUCCUGAGGCCUCGUACCCAGGAGGGGCAGGCUGGGGCUGCCAACCCGAUCCUGCCUGGGCAGCCCUUUCCUGUCCCAGGCUCUAACAUUCAGCAGAAACGCACUUUGGACUUUUUUGCUUUAGAUUUAAAAAAAAAAAAGAAAAGAAAAAAAAGAAAAAAAAAGACAUCCCAGGAGGACAAGCCAGAGGGGAGCAAACCUACAGAGUAUCUAGAAGUGGGAAUUGAGCCCUGGAAUGGGGUUCCAUGGAGAGGUGCAUAGGACUUGGCAGAAAUGGCCUCUCCCCAAAGCCUUUUUUUGGGGGGAGGGGGGAGCCUAUUUUGUUAACUGGUUUGGGGUAGGGAACGGGGUUUCCUUUUCUUUGAUCUCCCUUGUUUCUUGGGUGGGGGGUGGGGGGAUAACUGGCUGUUCAGUACCAAGGGGCCAGACUGGGGGUGGUAGAAAUGCCACUCUCUCUUUGGUUUAGGUUUUUGACUUUAUUUCCUUUAUUUUUUAAAAUUCUAUGACAGUUGCAUUGUUUUUUCUUCCCCCUGAGCAACCCCAUCCCAGGAUCCUGUUUUUCUGGGGAGUCCUUAGAGCCCCUAACCAUCCCACACUCUUCACUUUCUUUUCCACCCCAUUCAUUCUCUGUACUUAUCACAGUGUUUUGCACUUGAUUAUGUAUGCUUCACUCUCUUCUCUUCAUCCCAUCACCCCCUCAGUAGGUCUGGUGAGGGAGGUUGGGGGCAGGUGGGAGGAGGGACAGAAAUGGAAGAAUAGGAAGGUCAUUACCUCUUCUGUUACUUAAAAAAAAAAAAAAGUUGUUUGGUGGCAGCAAUCUCCCUGUCCCUAUCACUGUUAGAGGCCUAAUUUUAUAUCUAUAAAUAUAUUAAAAAGCAAGUCAAAAUUGGAUGUAUCACGUUAAAAUUAUUGUUGAAGUUUAAAUACCUAUAUAUUCUCUAUGACUGCAAUAAAGGGACUUACAGGA